Paramuricea clavata is the source of this 282-nucleotide messenger RNA. The record is from the annotation of a GenBank genome assembly. NCBI's taxonomy places the organism in Eukaryota, Metazoa, Cnidaria, Anthozoa, Malacalcyonacea, Plexauridae.
GUUCUUCACUCUGAGGACAAGGUUCCUCAUUCUGAAGACAAGGUUGUUCAAUCUGAGGACAAGGUUCCUCACACUGUGGAUAAGGUUCCUCACUUUGAGGACAAGGUUCUUCACUCUGAGGACAAGGUUCUUCACUAUGAUAACAAGGUUCUUCAUUCCGAGGACAAGGGUCCUGUGUCUGAGGACAAGGGUCCUGACAAUGAGGACAAGGUUCCUCACUCUGAGGACAAGGUUCUUCACAAUGAGGACAAGGUUCCUCACUUUGAGGACAAGGUUAUUUAA